Molecule: messenger RNA, 1836 nt
Organism: Malania oleifera
Lineage: Eukaryota; Viridiplantae; Streptophyta; Magnoliopsida; Santalales; Ximeniaceae
Product: beta-amyrin 28-monooxygenase-like
Exons: 3
Coding region: 167-1612 (481 amino acids)
Biological process (GO): sterol metabolic process
Molecular function (GO): heme binding; monooxygenase activity; oxidoreductase activity, acting on paired donors, with incorporation or reduction of molecular oxygen
Source: RefSeq, a predicted model, not a curated record
UGACUGCAAAACCUCCCUUCUCCUCUGCCUAUUUAAACCCUGCCCAAUUGGCUUCAUCUUCACCAUCACCAUCACCAUCUCCAUCCCCAUCUCCAUCUCCAUCUUCAAUAUCUCGAACCUUCCACUUCCAUCCCCUUCCACACUGAACGUUACAUUAUUACAACACAUGGAUCUCUCUUUCCAACUUCUGCUACUUCUCCUCGCACUGCUCUGCACAAUCACUCUCUACCUCUUCCACUUCUUCAAACCCGCCGCCGGCGCACCCAAUCUCCCUCCCGGCAAAAUGGGGUUCCCUGUCGUCGGCGAAACUCUGGAAUUCUUCCUGGCACGCCGCAACGGCACCCCUGAAAAGUUCGUGAAAGAAAGAAUGGAAACAUACUCCUCCCACGUCUUUAAAACCUCCCUGUUCGGCCAAAACGUCGCCGUCCUCUGCGGCGAUGCCGGCAACAAAUUCCUCUUCUCAAACGACACCAAAAUCCUCGCCUCCUGGUGGCCGCACACCAUCAGCAAAGUCCUCUCCUUCCCUUCUUUCGUCGAUCGCUCCUUAACCGAAGAAUCCAAAAAACUCCGCAGCAUUCUCCCUGAAUUCAUGAAGCCGGAAUCCCUCCGCCGUUACGUCGGAAUCAUGGAUUCCAUGGCAAAGCAGCACUUGCAGAUGGAAUGGGUUCCGAAGGGAGAGCUUAAGGUUCAUCCAAUUUCGAGAAAGUACACAUUUGCUCUGGCGUGCAAGCUGUUCAUGAGCGUCGAAGAUGCAGCGGAUGUUGACAGAAUCGCUAAUCACUUUGCGUGCGUGAGAGAUGGGCUGAUGUCUUUGCCGGUGAAUUUUCCGGGAACGGCCUUCAACCGGGCGAUCAAAGCCGGAAAGAUUAUUCACAGGGAGCUUUUGGCGAUCGUGGGAAGGAGGAAAAUGGAGUUGUCGGAGAAGAGGGAAACGGUGGCUAAAGACCUCUUGUCUUGUAUGCUGCUUGCGUCCGAGGAGAAUGGGAAGUUUGUGAACGAAGUGGAAAUUGCUAGUUUGAUUUUUGGGUUUCUUAUCGCCGGACAUGAUACUGCUAGCACUGCGAUCACUUUCAUCAUGAGCUAUCUUGCUGAUCUGCCUCACAUUUAUGAUCAGGUCUUUGAAGAACAAAUGGAGAUUGCAAAAGCAAAAGGUCCAGAAGAGGCAUUAAAUUGGUACGAUGUUCAGAAAAUGAAGCUUACUUGGAAUGUGGUAAAUGAAGUGAUGAGGCUUGCACCCCCUUCUCAAGGAGCUUUCAAAGUGGCAACAACUGAUUUCACCUAUGCAGGUUUUACCGUUCCGAAGGGUUGGAAGGCACAUUGGAGUGUUCAUUCGACAAACAAAAAUCCAAAGUACUUUGAAAAUCCUGAGAAAUUCGAUCCGUCGAGGUUCGAAGGAAAAAGGAUUCCACCAUAUGCUUUUGUGCCGUUUGGGGCAGGGCCUCGAAUGUGCCCCGGAAGAGAGUAUGCUCGACUAGAAAUACUUGUUUUCAUACACAAUGUGGUGAAAAUAUUCAAGUGGGAGAAACAAAUUCCGAAUGAGAAGAUCGUCUACACUGCAUCUCCUACUCCAAAAAACGGUCUGCCGAUCCGCCUUUGCCCCCAUGAAAAAUGAAUUAAUCACACCGUCAAUAUUUCAAAACUUCUUCAUUCUUUCAAACUAUAUAUGUAUGUAUAUGUUCAUUGUACACUUAAUAAUUUUCAUGUAAACUAUUGAUGGCUAUGUGUGCCCUUGUUUCAUAUUUCAUGUAUAUUGAUGUUAUAUAUUCUCACCAAACUCCCAUUUCAUUACAUAGAAAUGUUUGUAAAUGCCAAUUUGUUUAUUGAUUGCAUGUUUUA